GAAACAAUGAGCUCAACACAGAAGGACCAACAUGGAGCGAGAAGUCAGCGCUCUCAGGAGGCCGACAAACCUCAGAGAAGAAAGAGAGAGAAAACAUACACCUGUGACAAGUGUGGGAAGGAUUUUAUUGGGAAGACUAAACUAAAACGUCAUCAGGUCAUCCACACUGGAGAGAGACCAUUCAGCUGUGACUUGUGCGGAAAGUCUUUUUCCUGGAAGGAAUCCCUAAAACAUCACCAACUCAUCCACAGUGGAGUUAAAGCGUACAGCUGUGAUCAGUGUGGCAGAGCUUUUACUUGCAGUAGCAGCUUACAGAGGCAUCUAGUUACCCACUCUGGAAUUAAGGCAUACAGCUGUGACAUUUGUGGAAAAAACUUCAGUCACAUAGGGGACCGAAAUACACACCUACGCAUUCACACCGGACAUGGUGUCUACUGCUGUGAACAGUGUGGCAAACACUUUGCUAAACACACACACUUACAACGCCACAUGUUUACCCACACUGAGGAGAGACCUUAUAAAUGUGACCAGUGUGAGAAUACUUUUAAAGCUCCACAUUGCCUGAGAGAACACCAACAGAUCCACACCAGAAAGAGACUCUCCAAGCGCAGUUACUGUGAGGACCAACAUGGAGCGAGAAGUCAGCACUCUCAGGAGGCCGACAAACCUCACAGAAGAAAGAGAGAGAAAACAUACACCUGUGACAAGUGUGGGAAGGAUUUUAUUGGGAAGACUAAACUAAAACGUCAUCAGGUCAUCCACACUGGAGAGAGACCGUUUAGCUGUGACUUGUGCGGAAAGUCUUUUUCCUGGAAGGAAUCCCUAAAACAUCACCAACUCAUCCACAGUGGAGUUAAAGCGUACAGCUGUGAUCAGUGUGGCAGAGCUUUUACUCACAGUAGCAACUUACAGAGGCAUCUAGUUACCCACUCUGGAAUUAAGGCAUACAGCUGUGACAUUUGUGGAAAAACUUUCAGCCAAAUAAGGCACCGAAAUACACACCUACGCAUUCACACCGGACAUGAUGUGUACUGCUGUGAUCAGUGUGGCAGACAGUUUACAGCAGACGCACAUUUACAACAACACAUGUUUACCCACAGUAAGGAACGAUAUAAAUGUGACCUGUGUGAGAAGACUUUUAAAUCUCCACAUCACCUGAGACAACACCAAGAGAUCCACACCAGAAAGAGACUCUCCAAGUGCAGUUACUGUGAGAAGCAGAGCGACACAGAUGGAUCCAGUUCUCAACCCUGUCAUCACCGUGGUGGUGGGAAAGACUUUCGUUGUGACCUCUGUGGAAAAACCUUCAGUUGGCAAGGCUCCCUAAAAAGACAUCAACGUAGACACACUGGAGACAAACUGAAAUACUGCAAAGAAUGUGGAAGAAGCUUCACCACAUCAAGUGACUUAAAACAACAUGAACUGAUUCACAGUGGGGUUAAAAAGCACCUCUGUGAUCAGUGUGGAUCAUCCUUCACCACUGCAUGUGGGCUUAAAAAACACAAACGAGUCCACACAGGAGAGAAACCAUACAAGUGCAGACACUGUGACAGAAGCUUCUCACGAUCAGGUAGUCGUAACUAUCAUGAACGUACACACAUGGAAGGAAACUACAGCUGUGACCAGUGUGACAAGAGCUUCAGGAAUCUCAGUUCAUACUCCAAACACAAACGAUCCCACGUUACUAAUAAACUGUUUCACUGUUACCAAUGUGCCAAGACAUUCACUUCAUUAGUUCAGAUGGAAUCUCCUGUAAAGAUCUGA
Molecule: messenger RNA, 1764 nt
Organism: Oreochromis niloticus (Nile tilapia)
Lineage: Eukaryota; Metazoa; Chordata; Actinopteri; Cichliformes; Cichlidae
Product: gastrula zinc finger protein XlCGF57.1-like
Exons: 5
Coding region: 7-1764 (585 amino acids)
Biological process (GO): regulation of transcription by RNA polymerase II
Cellular component (GO): nucleus
Molecular function (GO): DNA-binding transcription factor activity, RNA polymerase II-specific; RNA polymerase II transcription regulatory region sequence-specific DNA binding
Source: RefSeq, a predicted model, not a curated record